AUGGCGGGCCUCAGUGCUUCAGGGGCAUUUUGGGCGCACCUCCGCAGCCUGUGCCUGGACCAGUUUCCCUGUGGGACGGGGAGCUGGAAUAAGUCCCGUUUCCCCCCGAAGGCGCCACAGGGCCUGUGUGGCCCCCGGCGGGCUGGCCCGGCCCCUCGCGAGAGGCUUCCGCCGCCCGAUGAAGAACCGGCCGAGUCGCUGACAGCGUUCCUGCGCAGCCCUGGCUCUCCCUGGGCUUUGCCGGCCGACUGCAGCCUGGCCGACCAGCGCCUGCGGGAGCUGGCAGUGCAGUCCCCACGGGUCGUCCGGCGCAGCUUCAUCUUCUGCUACUUCCGAUCGCUCAGAAUUGUGAGCAAAGACGUGAGCGAAAUUGAUUCUGGCUUGUUAAAGUUCCCCAACCUGGAGGAGCUCAUCCUGAGCGCAAAUCGCAUCAGCACAAUCAACUCAGCCAACCUUCCUCCAACACUGAAGGUGCUGGAGCUCUGUGGCAACAAUGUGGACGGCCUGCGGGACCUCUGCGCUCACCCGCCUCCCCAGCUGCAGCACCUGGGCCUCGGCCACAACUGCCGGCUCGGCUCGUCGGAGGAGCAGUACCUCACGGACGCCUUCUGGCCGAAGCUCGUCUCCCUCGACCUGAGCUACAACAGCUUCACCAGCCUGCUGAGCCUCCUCGCCCACCUGCUGACGCUGAAGCAGCUCCGGAUCCUGGUGCUGCAGGGCAACCCCUGCGCGCUCCUGCCCGGCUACCGGGGCUUCACCAUUGACAGCCUGCCAAGACUCUGCGCCCUGGACGACGUCCUCAUCACGCUGGACGAGAGGCACAGCUUCCUGGGGCUGGCCAGGAACCCGGAGCUCCUGAGAUGCAGGGCUAAGAUGAUCGUCACCAUUGGCAAGAUCAGGGGUGUUCCCAACCCCAUAGGCCCCGAGGAACCGGAAAGUGGCCCCGAGUCUCCAGUCAUCACCUACAGUUAUUAUGUGACAUAUGAGUUCGCCGAGGCCACGGUUGUGGUGUCCCAAGUGAGUCCCACACCCACGGCACUGGAUGGUGACCUUGCAACAGCCCCUGAAAAAGGAGGCACCCAUACCCCCACAGCCACGGAGACGUCGAGCAAGCUGGAGGCGCCCUUGGAGACGGCAAAUCUGCAUGCCACCCCCCGGAAGCCCUGGGCGGAGACCAUCGAGUGCGACUACCGGAAAGAGCACUGCGCCCAGGACGUGGCCGGGCUGAAAGCCUUCCUUCUGGCCGGGACCACGGUGGAGGUCAUCGAGGAAAAGGUUGUCUCAUGGCCCAUAGUUACCACUCCUGACGAAAGCUUGACCAAAAAAGGAAAGGGCAAACCAGAGAAGGGCAAACCAGAGAAGGGCAAACCAGAGAAGGGGAAAAAGGACAAAGAGAAAGAGAAGGGGAAAGGCAAAGAUGUCGGGAAGGCUGGCAACAAGAAGAAAAAGAAAUUGCCGUCCCCCGAGCUGCGGAGUGACCCCCCCAUCCUGAAGACGCUGGGCUCCGUCCGUGUCGCUCUGGAAGGCCUCCUUGCCGGGGAAUCCCUGCUGGAGACCGUGUGUGAUUUCGGUGUGUUGGCAGCAGAGGUGCACGUCCAGCCCCCGUCUCCAAAGGAAAAGGAUAGUAAAAAGGGUGCAAAAAAGGAGAAAAAACCCAAAGCUGGACCGGAGAAAACCUCACCACUUGCCAAAGGAAAGGGGAAAAAGAAGGACUCGCCGGAGGCAGGGGAGCUUCCGCGGAGCCAGCCGAUCCCGCUGACCGUGGAAUUCCAAAUGCAGCAUGUGAAAUGGACGUCAGCUUCACAAAUCCUAAUCAAGUCCUAA
Varanus komodoensis (Komodo dragon) is the source of this 1824-nucleotide messenger RNA. It is a transcript of the gene LRRC43, whose product is annotated as leucine rich repeat containing 43. The coding region runs from base 1 to 1824 and encodes 607 amino acids. The record is from RefSeq and is a predicted model, not a curated record. Gene Ontology annotation, molecular function: protein binding. The transcript has 12 exons. NCBI's taxonomy places the organism in Eukaryota, Metazoa, Chordata, Lepidosauria, Squamata, Varanidae.